GAAGGUUUUUUUUAAUUAUAGAUAUACAUUCAAUUAACAGAGUAAAGCGUUUAGAUACAUUGAAGUAUUAGAGAAUCGCUUAAAGAGAAUGGAGAAAUUGUUGGGUGGAUUGACAGAUGAAUUUGAUGAAGAAAAAGAGGAAGAAAAUAUACCAUCUAAAAGAAUCAAGACGGAGGAAGAGAAUUGCCGAAAUCAAGAAGUUACACAAGCUCUUGAACACGACGAUGUAACAUUGCCUGUCAACAGCGGCGCCUUGACCGAUUCGCCAAAAAAGGAUCCAGAACAAUUGACAUAUGAACUGUCGUCGCUGAACACAGGGCUUAAUGCACGUUACAUUGGUGACAUGAGUCCAUUGCCUUUGUUAGCCCAAAAGAUCAAUUUUGAAGAUGCUCGUAUUGCUUCCAAGAUUGGAUUCAAAAUAAGAAGAUUUGGUCAAAGUUUUGUUAUUUAUGAGAAAGACGACAAAAAAGACAAACACCAUAGCAUGCAUCUCUUAGAGAGAAUGGGAAAAUUAAGGCCAGGCGAAACAAUCAAAAGUCUAAAUGACUGGAUUUAUAAAGUGACUGGCCUAGACAAAAGAACAAGUGAUGCAUUAAUGAAAAUCUAUUUUGCUUAUAUUCAUCCUGGUUUACCUGUGAUCAACAAGCAGCUCUUUUUGAAGCAAUAUCGUGGGCAAGUUGUUGGAUAUCCCUCAGCACCACUAUUGAAUGCUAUCUAUGGUGCUUCUGUGCGGUACAUAAAUACAUGCAGAACCUUUGGUGAUGAACUAUCUUUUGAUCAUCCUAUUGAGACUAAAAAAAACUGGUCUGAAUACCUAUUUGAAAAUGUAUUUGCUUAUAUUCGAGGCAAGUAUUAUCCUUGUUUGCCUACUGUUCAGGCUGUGGUGAUUGUUCAGAAUCAUCUUGCCAGUCUAGAUGAAAAAGUAGCAGGCACCUGGCUACUUGCUUCGGGUGCCACUCGGGCAGCUCAAGAUUUAGGUCUGCAUCGAUCCAGCGAAUGUUGGGAUCUACCUACAAGUGAGAAAGAAACAAGAAGAAGAGUAUGGUCUGCUGUUUAUAUUAUGGAUAAAUGGUCAGCAGCAGCCACAGGAAGACCACAGACUAUUUUUGAUGAAGAUUGCGAUGAAAUCUAUCCAAGUGAAAGUGCAGACUGGGACGAAAUCAUGGAUGUAAAGCAUGAAAAUGAUGAUGAUGGACCAAGAUUUCCUUCUUUAGAUGAAAAAGUAGCACAGAAAGCAAAUCGUGGCACAAUUCCUAUCUAUCAACCCUUUGUACAGCUUGUCAAACUAUCAGAAAUUUUGGGGAAACUGUUAAAAGGUUUGUAUACACCACUUGCUAAAAAGCAUAGUGAAAAGCAUGGUAGUGAUGCCAUCGUUACCUAUCUUGAUAAUGCAUUGUCUGAAUGGAGAACUGCUUUACCACCUGCUCUGCAAAUUUCUUCUAGAAAUGUACACCGAUUGAACAAUCGUGGCCAAACACCCUUGAUUUCCAUGUCAGGACUAAUGUAUUUAGCCUAUUGUACAUUGCUUAUACUACUUCAUCGACCAUUUAUUGAAAAAGAAGGCAGUCAAAAGACCCGUUCUGCACAAACAUCGUUUAGUAUCUGUACAAGUGCAGCUACUCAGUGUGUUGAAAUUGUAGAAAAAAUGCAUUACAGAGACUUUUUGCUUGUUUCUUGGAACUUUUCUAUUUAUCCUUUAUUUACAGCCAUUUUGAUCCAUAUUAACAAUGCUUCUCAUGCAGACAGUAUUGUAUCUGAUGUUGCAAAAUCCCACCUUAUUCGAGCCAAUGAUGUACUGAAGCGACUCUCAAGACUGUCAUCAGGUGUAGAUCAACUGUCGAAUAUCAUUCAUCAAUUGAUCAUUGACCGAGACAUCACACUUGAAAAGCUUGUGCUUGAAUGCGAUACUAAAUCAAAGAAGCAAGCCAAAUCAAAAAAGACAGUGAAUGAAGUCGAAGAAACAGCUUCACCUGCGUUUGUUAGUUCUGAUUCUGAAGCCAUUCCUAGUUGUCAGUCUACACCUAAUUCAUUGACCAAUGACGAUUGGAUCAAUGGGCUCUAUUCUUCUCUACAGACAGAGACAAUAGUAACAUCUUCUGAGACUCAGCCAUCACCCAUGAAUACCAAUACAAAUCUGGUUGAAUCGUUGCCUUAUUCACUAAGACAAUUUGGUAUCUAUACAGACCAAACGUACUCACCUCACAAUCAAUCACGACAGCUUCAUGUACCAUGUCAAGCCAACAUGAAUGAUGGUACACAGCCUCAAAUGAUGAUGAAUCCUGCAGACAGUGUCUUAUUUGGUAUAUCAGAUGUAGGAUUCUCUACAUCACUUAAUAUGCAGCCAUACAUGCAAUCCAAUGUUGAACCCACUUUGAGCAAUGACUAUCCAACUCAGCUUAAUAAUCUGAUUGAUAAUAGCAGUGUCUUUAGACAUCGACCUGAAAAUCCAUUUUGGUCUAUGCCCAGUAGUAUGGAGUUAAAUGAUUGGGCAGCUUAUUUCUUACCUCAACAACAACAACAGCAACAGCAACAACAACAACAACAACAACAACAGCAACAACAGUCAACAUCAUGGCAUAAUAAUCUUCAUUAUUAAUAAUAAUAAAUUGGUGUAUUUGAUGACAAAUACUUUAUGGACAAAAGUAGAAAAAAGAUGUAUGUAAAAGAAAAUUACGUGUAUUCAGGUGCUGCAUUUGGAGUUGUACAAAUGCAAGUGUAUUAUAGAUGCAUUGUGUAAGGGAAUUACAUAAGUUUACGCAAUUUCACUUGCUUCUAAUUUAGCAUGAUCCACUUCACUGGUAUCGUUCAAUUCUUCUUGGCUUACUGCUCUGCCUGAUUUACGAGCAAUAAAGUCACGGAACCAAUGAAUGAGGCAUUGGAAGAAAUAGCCAACAACACAGAUAAUACCGACUAAAAUGUACCACAAUGCUGCCUUUCCGCCUUGACUCCAGUCUAAAAAGCCAUAGAUCCAAUAGCCAUUACUAUCCUAAAGUGUGAGAGAGCAAGCUAUUUGAA
Messenger RNA from Gilbertella persicaria, 3015 nucleotides. RefSeq names its product fungal-specific transcription factor domain-containing protein. The transcript is spliced from 4 exons. The coding region runs from base 89 to 2596 and encodes 835 amino acids. NCBI's taxonomy places the organism in Eukaryota, Fungi, Mucoromycota, Mucoromycetes, Mucorales, Choanephoraceae. Gene Ontology annotation, molecular function: zinc ion binding; DNA binding. The record is from RefSeq and is a predicted model, not a curated record. Gene Ontology annotation, biological process: DNA-templated transcription.